Myotis daubentonii (Daubenton's bat) is the source of this 453-nucleotide messenger RNA. RefSeq names its product pleckstrin homology domain-containing family A member 5-like (gene PLEKHA6). NCBI's taxonomy places the organism in Eukaryota, Metazoa, Chordata, Mammalia, Chiroptera, Vespertilionidae. Gene Ontology annotation, molecular function: protein binding. The transcript is spliced from 4 exons. The record is from RefSeq and is a predicted model, not a curated record. Bases 51 to 449 code for a protein of 132 amino acids.
GCUCGGCCCCCCGGGUGGCUGGAGAGCCAGGGGGGCAGCGAGACGCGGAGAUGGCCGAUGAGCCCGCCUGGCUGGACCUGCUGGGCCGGUGGACCUACGGAGUGGACCCCGGUGGGAGAGUCUUCUUCAUCAAUGAUGAGGAAAAGUCAACCAGUUGGGUGCACCCUGGUACGAAAUCCCCCAUCCAGAGUGGAUACUGCUCCAGCCCAGGUUUGCCCAGGGGCUGGGAGAUGGAUUCCACCCGGGAAGGAGCCGUGUAUUUCAUCAAUUCCAGAACAGGAAACAUGGGUGGAAGCAGAAAAUCAUGCUCACAGCACUCUCGCCAGUGGACAGGCUGCCUGGAAAGUAAUGCGUGCCUGGUUUCUGCAAAGUUCAGGCGGCAGCUCAGGCCUGGGUGCUGGGGAGAGCGUUUCCUGCACCGGGUGGGAGGGCACACUGCUCAGCACUGAGAUC